AUGGUGUCACCCCCUGGCCUCUUAGGGCUCAACGUGCCCGCACCCAACGUCAGCUAUUUCACUCCCAAGCAUCGUCAGUCCCCAGGGGCCCCUGUUAACAUCGAUGCCUCAACUCCUACACUCUUCACCCCGCUCAAAAUCCGUGAUGUCACCCUCCGCAACCGCAUCACGGUGGCUCCUAUGUGUCAAUUCUCAACAGCGCCAGAGGGCCCCUCCAUUGGCGCAUUAACAGAUUACCACAUCGCAACUCUUGGGCACUUUGCGCUUAAGGGAGCCGCCCUGGUAUUUGUUGAAGCAACUGGGGUCCAGCCAAACGGCCGAAUCUCACCGUAUUGCCCUGGUCUCUGGGAUGAUGCGCAAAUCCCGGCUCUGAAGCGAGUCUUUGACUUUGUGAAAUCUCAGGGCGCCCUGGCUGGUAUUCAGCUAGCGCAUGCGGGGAGGAAAUCAAGUACCGCAGCGCCGUGGGUGGCUGGAAGCACGGAGCUUAGGAAGGCAAGCCUGCGCGCCGGGGAGGACCAGUAUGGCUGGCCUGAUGAUGUUGUUGGGCCGUCUGGGGGGAUUGAGCAAACAUGGGAUGGCCUCGGUCUACGGGAGGAGGGCGGCUACUGGCCGCCACGGGCUCUUACUGGGGAUGAGAUCAAGGAGUUGGUAGGCGACUGGGCUAAGGCAGCAAAGAGGGCUGUGCAGGCGGGUGCAGAUGUAAUUGAGAUCCACGCGGCGCAUGGAUAUCUUAUCCACCAGUUCUUGAGUCCGGUGUCGAACCAUAGGACAGAUUCCUAUGGGGGUAGCUUUGAGAACCGGACGCGCCUAUUACUGGAGAUCAUCGAGUCGGUUAGGAAGGAAAUGCCGGCCGGAAUGCCAUUAUUUCUGCGGGUUAGCUCAACCGAAUGGCUGGAAUCCACGGAGAUUGGCACAAAGUACGGCACCUGGACGGUGGAGGAUACCAUCAGGUUGGCUAAACUUCUCCCGGAAGCUGGCGUAGACCUGCUGGACGUGAGCAGUGGUGGCAACCACCCGAUGCAAACAGUCAACUCGUUCCUAACCAAGGACUACCAAACGAAAAUCGCCGCUCGAAUUCGAAAGGAGUUAAAACAGUCCGGCGUGAAUCUCCUGAUUGGCGCCGUUGGCAUGAUCACGGAGGCAGAGCAGGCACGAGACCUUGUUGAAGCCGACAAGCUGCUAUCUCAAGAAGCGAAGGACGCUGCAGACGUGACGGAUGCAAAGCAGGGGAGCGAGCCCUCUGCUGAUGUCCUAUUAAUCGGCAGGCAGUUUUUAAGGGAGCCGGAGUGGGUUCUGCGAGUCGCGUGGAAGCUGGGAGUGGACGUCGCAUGGCCGAGUCAGUAUUUGAGAGCGCAAAUGGCAUGGGCGAGACGACUGUCCGGCAGUUCGCGGCAGCUGGGUAAGCCACCAGCCCAAGGGCUCAAAGCCCUCAUAUAG
Molecule: messenger RNA, 1437 nt
Organism: Aspergillus oryzae RIB40
Lineage: Eukaryota; Fungi; Ascomycota; Eurotiomycetes; Eurotiales; Aspergillaceae
Product: NADH:flavin oxidoreductase/NADH oxidase
Exons: 2
Coding region: 1-1437 (478 amino acids)
Cellular component (GO): intracellular anatomical structure
Molecular function (GO): NADPH dehydrogenase activity; NADP binding; FMN binding
Source: RefSeq, a predicted model, not a curated record